CAGGGACUGAAUUUAAAGGGUUCCAACUCAUUCAAGAAGUUGUUGGAGCCUAAUUCAAGAAGAUCCCUCAAGUUCUUCCAGAAUAUUCCUAGUUUUGACCAAACCGUGUGAUAGUAAAGACAUAUUUAGUAUCCAGAGUGUCCUCCUCCAGCAUUUCAACCACUGGGUGGACUAUUUUUUGUACGCGGGAGAUAGCAAAAAAAAAAGAAAUGAUGCUACAAAUUUGUGUAACAUUCUUCAUGGUGACCAUUCUGGCUGCUUCGGCAAUUCCCAAGCCAGAAGAGAAGCGCGUGGUGGACUAUGAUCUGUCAGAUGCACAGCACUUCCAGAAUGAGCAGCACAAUACACAGUACGAUCAUGAGGCUUUCCUGGGCAAGGAGGAAGCCAAAACGUUCGAUCAGUUGCCUCCGGAGGAGAGCAGAAGGAGAUUGGGGGUAAUUGUUGGGAAAAUUGAUGCCGACAGUGAUGGUCUGGUGGAUUUGGGUGAACUGAAGAAUUGGAUCCAAUUCACGCAGAGGCGGUACAUUGAGGAUGACGUGGAGCGUCAGUGGAAGCAGCACAAUCCCACGGGGAAUGAGACAAUCCCCUGGGAAGCCUACAGAAAAGCCGUUUAUGGCUUUAUGGAUGACAUGGAUCCCCGAGAUCUGGACAAAGAGGAUGAAGGCUUCUCCUACAAAGCCAUGCUCACGCGAGAUCGCAGGCGAUGGAGUUUUGCAGACAAAGACGGUGAUGAUCAUCUCUCCCGGAAAGAAUUCACCGACUUCCUGCAUCCCGAAGACAGUGUCAGAAUGAGAGACGUCGUCAUCACAGAAACCAUUGAAGACAUCGACAAAAAUGGCGAUGGAAAGGUAUCCGUGGAUGAGUACAUCGGUGACAUGUACAGAACCAGCGAAGAUGGCGAGGAAGAACCCGACUGGGUGAAGAAUGAACGAGAAACCUUCGCAAAGUACCGCGACAAAGAUGCCGAUGGCUUCCUCAACAACGAAGAAGUCCGUGACUGGAUCAUCCCAUCAGACUUCGAUCAUGCCGAAGCCGAAGCUCGUCACCUGAUCUACGAAGCUGACACAGAUGCCGACGAGAAAUUGACCAAAGAUGAGAUUCUGGAAAAGUACGAUCUCUUUGUGGGUUCCCAGGCGACAGAUUUCGGUGAAGCCCUAACACGUCACGAUGAAUUCUGAAUGUACCCUGGCCGCCGUAGCCUCUCUACUAAAAGAAACCGAGGAAUCUCGCGCCAUUCAACUCAAAUCCCAGUGGAUUACAAUUCCUCCUGAGAAUGCAAUCUUGAACACUUAACAAAACUUAUCUCUUAAAUGUUCUCGCGCGCAUCUUUGUAGUGCCAAAGCAAUUUUUUUGUUCAUCUUUUAUGUAAUUGUAAGAAUUUUUUUUUUGGAAAAUGUCUCAUCCUCUUCAUCUUGCGCAUUUUUCACAUCGAUGUUUUCUCAUUCAAAUUAUUUUUUGUACUAAUAAAGAGAAUUUAAAGAAAAAA
Messenger RNA from Phlebotomus papatasi, 1486 nucleotides. It is a transcript of the gene scf, whose product is annotated as calumenin. Lineage: Eukaryota; Metazoa; Arthropoda; Insecta; Diptera; Psychodidae. The transcript has 3 exons. Gene Ontology annotation, cellular component: endoplasmic reticulum. The record is from RefSeq and is a predicted model, not a curated record. Bases 210 to 1178 code for a protein of 322 amino acids. Gene Ontology annotation, molecular function: calcium ion binding.